AUGCUGAGCUCAUUCGUACAAAAAGCACAGUCUUUCAUCGAUCAGUCACCCUUAAAUCCCGGUAGUGACCACCGCCCCUCCAAAGCCGCCCUCUUCCGCGAGCAGUUCAGAUUACCGCCAUCUCAAAAUCCCCUCGCCGAGACUGCUGCAGAGCUAUACCUUCCGCUUCCCACCUCGACGUCUGGUGCUCCCACGUCCGGCGAUAAGGCUAGAGACAAUAAUGGCAACAGAUAUCUAGGAGAACUGCAUCUGAGCGAGAGCUUCCUCUGCUUCUCAACCCUCCGCACCUCCUUCCUUCCCACCUCUAGCCACAGUUCAUCGACGAACUUCACAGGUCCGACCAAUGGUGCCGGUCCCGGAGGACUGGGAUUUACACUGCCGCUAUGCAGUAUAAGACGAGUCGAGAGACUCAACAGUCAUCAUGACAAGUUCUCGCUCGCACUCACCACCUUUGAGGCUGCCCAGAAGCAGCCAAUGGAGAAGAGCAUUGGUGCACCACCAACCAGAAAACUCAUAAUUACCCUGGACGGAAGUCGGGCUUCCUGCGAGCGCUUCUGUGACGGUCUCAAAAAGGGAUUGAGGGAAGGCAUGAAAGAGGUUGAUGCUCUGAAGACAGUUGCCAGGUCCUGCUACUCGGAGUACCUCCUUGACCCUGUCCGUAUCAAGGCCAAGGAGUCCGGUGACAAAGGUCCCGAUCCGCCUGAUGCCGGUCUCGGAAUGGUCUUCAGGUAUCCAGGCGAUGCCCGGAAGCUGCGAGACAGAAGCAAAAUGCGCUUGUGGGGCGAGUAUAUGCGUGAGAACGGCCGCAACGCCAGUCUCGUUCGGCAGCCAACCUUUUCCAAAUUGAUAAGGGUUGGCUUACCCAACCGUCUACGGGGUGAGAUGUGGGAAGUCUGUUCAGGCGCAUUUUAUACCCGCCUACGCAAUCCCCAACUGUACAACAAAACGCUCGACAAGUUUGUGGGCAAGGAAUCGCUUGCUAUCGAUGAGAUUGAGAAGGAUCUCAACCGAAGCCUGCCAGAAUAUCCUGGCUUUCAGAGCGAGGAAGGGAUUGAGAGGUUACGUCGAGUUCUGACAGCGUACAGUUGGACCAACGAAGAGGUUGGCUAUUGCCAAGCCAUGAACAUUGUCGCUGCGGCCUUGCUCAUUUUCGCUUCUGAAGAGCAGGCAUUCUAUCUCUUAGGUGCUCUGUGUGAUCGCCUACUGCCCGGAUACUACUCCAAGGACAUGUACGGCACUCUUCUGGAUCAGAAGGUAUUUGAAGGCCUGGUUGAGAAGACAAUGCCUGUCCUGUGGGAGCACCUGGUCAAGUCUGAUGUCAACCUCUCCGUGGUCUCGUUACCGUGGUUCCUGUCUCUAUAUGUCAACUCCAUGCCCUUGGUCUUCGCUUUCCGGGUCCUGGACGUGUUCUUUCUGGAAGGGCCCAAGGUGUUGUUUCAGGUCGGUCUGGCAAUCCUGCGCAUUAAUGGUGAGGAGUUACUGGACGUUUCCGACGACGGCUCGUUCAUCUCUAUCCUCAAAACAUACUUCUCCCGAUUAGACGAAUCAGCGCAUCCAGAUUCACAGAAUGAGAAGCUGCGAGCGAUUACCAAAUUUCAGGAACUAAUGGUCACGGCCUUCAAAGAGUUUUCUGGCAUCACUCAUGCCACCAUUGCCGACCUCCGAGCCAAGCAUAUAGACAAUGUCAAGGAAGGGUUGGCUACCUUUGCCAAGAGAACGUCCAUCCGAAACCUGGGACCCGAAAGCAAGAAACUCAGCGCAGAUGACCUGAGCGUGCUCUACGACCGCUUCUUCAACGUUUUACAAGAACGCCAAGCAAGGCAGAAAGAGAGGGAAGCGCUGCGUCAAAAACAAGAACAGCAAAAGCUAAGGCCAAGUCUGUGGACGCAGCGGUCGGCCGACAAUCGAGACGCUCCUACGAGAAAUGAGUCGCCGCUACAGACCAUGGACUACGAUGCCUUUAGAGAAUUCCUUGCCCGGACAGCCAGAUGGGCGAGAACAGACUCCCCGACUUCCACAGCCAAAGAUAUGUCCAGUUCAAAUACGUCUCAGCGGAAUAGAAGCAAAUCGAUCUCUCCCUGGGGUGAUAGUCCGGAACCUGCGGACCAUGACUUCUUGCAGCGGCUCUACGGCAAGUGGGAUGCAUCACAUGAGGGCCAACUGACUCUACAACAUAUUGUGAACGGCCUCGCUCGACUAAAGGGCACGACUGAUAUCAUGAACUCCAUGAGCAUGUUCUUUGAUCUUUAUGACGAAGAAGGCAAUGGUAAGGUGGAUCGAGAGGGCAUUCUACGAAUGUCAGAAUCUCUACUCUUCCUUUCGAGGCGUGGCUUUGACGGUGCGAUUACGCCCAGCGAGUCCUUGAAUGGCGCGGCAGCUUCUUCACCUCUUGAAUCCAACGGCGUGAAGCUCUCAAUCAAUGAGAGGUUCCUCGGCAGCGUCAGUGCCUUCAUUCGCCGUUGCUUCGAAUACGCUGACCCCGACCAACCCGAGACCGACACCUCCGAAGCCGCAUCCAAACUGGAUUCAUUUGCCAUUGGCGACGACGAUGAUGGAGACGAACAAGAAGAAAAUCUUCUUGAUCUUACCGAAAGCAAGUCUCACAGCAAAUCACCUGUCCGGUCUAAGCCUGCAUCCACUGAUCCCUUGUCCGAAUCGACCCCUCCAACGACUCCGUCUGCUGCUGGCAAAUCCAGCGCCAGCAAUCGUGCUGCUUCCCACAAUCUCGCACUCGACCCUACCAAGCCACUGCACAUCACGCUUCCCACAUUCCGAAUGGUCAUUCUAGCCGAUGAGCUUCUCGAGCAGUUCUUCGAGACCUUCUUUCCCCAGUCCUUCAAACUUGCAGAACUUACUGCAAACGCUUCUACCACCUCACUUCCCACCCCAACUAACACGCUGUCCGGCAAUUUGACAACCUUCACCAACCUCGGCACUCCUGUCAAGAACCUCAUCGGCGCUACCUCCAACAAGACCGUCGUGGACGUGGGUUCCGUGGGCGGUAUCGUCGAGCCAGGAAGUCGUGGCUUGCGCGGCGUGCUAGACAAUAUCGUCAAUGACGGCAUGCGCAUGGCGACUGAAAUGCGGAAACGCAUGGACGACGCGCAGCGCGAGUUCGAGAUGAACGCCCGCGCUCAAGGACAGCGUUACCGCGAUGACGACGAGGAUGACGAGGACGAGGACGAGAAGGGCGGUAGACGUGACCAGGAUCUAUUGGAGGGCGCGGAGGUGCAGAGUCUGAGGCAACCGACUAGAGACGAUAGCGCAUUAGGCGGAGGUGUCCAGACGAGGCAGAGGGACGGUAGUGCCGGCGAAGUGAGUCUGCUGGAUGUUGAGGGCGCGGAUAAGAAGGUGGAGUUUGAGAGUCGAUGA
This is a messenger RNA of Cyphellophora europaea CBS 101466, 3372 nucleotides long. RefSeq lists its product as uncharacterized. NCBI's taxonomy places the organism in Eukaryota, Fungi, Ascomycota, Eurotiomycetes, Chaetothyriales, Cyphellophoraceae. Bases 1 to 3372 code for a protein of 1123 amino acids. The transcript has a single exon. The record is from RefSeq and is a predicted model, not a curated record.